GGUGUCCAUAUCGAUGAUGAAAUAAGUCUAGUAAAAAUGUAUCGCUACCUAUAUAAUUGAUCGUCAUUACUAGAUCGAACAGAAAGGCUUGUGGUCGCCCAGGUGAACCAUCGACAAAUCCAUAUUGGAGAUAAAGACCGGCUCCUAUUUGCGCUCUGCAUCUGAAAACGACAAUUCUCCAUUGCCAUGAUAACUCAAGCGAAUUUUUCAUGGGGAGUAGUCGACUAUCGGCGUGACGAUGGCUACGCUAUUCAGGGCCGCGGAGACAGAAUGAAACCGCUCAGCCGAACGCUUUCAUGAAGAGACUGGCUGUUGGAGACUUCACCAGAACAUGCCAUGCAAGACAGCAUAUCAACGAUUCACCAUAACAUGGAUACACAUCCUUGGUUCAUAAUUAAUCAACCAAACGCGCACCUGUUCGGGAAGAAUCGUGGAGUGUUGCUAUCGGUCUGAGCAAUAUGGCCGCUCCAAGAAGAAUUCAUCUCACCGCAAUCUCAAGCAAUGCACACUUUCCUCUUCCCACCGUCCCCAGUGCCAGUGACCAAGCUGUCAACCAAGGUUUACCUGCGCCGACGCCAGCGGUUGGACCGCCACCACCCGCGCAUGCUGCAACGAGAGUGGAAUUAAAACUCUUCGAGUCGGAUGAACAAUGCUGCCCGGAGUUUAGCUACCCAGAUUUGAUCAGCGCAAAAGAAACCACUGAAAAAAAUAAACUACAAACAUUAGAAGAGGUGGUGGAGGGCAAGGAGAGAGAUGAACUGGAGGUGCUUGCAAAAAAGUUUGAAGCAAAAUAUGGUGGAGCUGGCAAAAGAAAAAAAGACCGAUUACAGGACCUGGUGGAUAUGGGCUUUGGUUAUGAUGAAUCUGAUUCAUUCAUUGACAACUCUGAGGCUUAUGAUGAGCUCGUCCCAGCUUGUCUCACCACCAGAUAUGGAGGCUUCUACAUCAACUCUGGAACUCUGCAGUUCCGGCCAGCUUCUGGUGAGGGAGAGGAGUACGAGAAUGCUUUUGAGGACAGUGGUUUUAAACCUAAGAAACGAAAGCUUACGCAAGGAAAAGACAAGAAAUUUGGGAAGAAAAAGAGAGAGGAAGACAUGCUUGCUAAGAAGGACGAGGAGGAAGCCAAGAAGAGCACCCCACCAGACAAAUCAUCUGCAAAGAAGAAGAAAAACAAGAAACUGCUAAGUAUCGAUAAGAUGCUGAAGAAGUUCCAUAAGGAAAAGCUUCAGCAGCUGCAGAUGUUCAAGGAGAGAGAUUCGCAUGCUCUCAGUGACACUGGUCUCAUUAUACAAGCUGAGGUUCAAGAACCGCCCAUAUCAGCUGACCCUCUUCUCACACUCAUUGGUUCUGCCAGUGCAGACGACCUCCUUCAAGCAGUCAAAGCAGCAGAGCAAGACUUUGACUUAGAUGGACUCUUGGGGGAGCCGCAGAACGUCUGCUCUCCAAGCCUGGAAGAUAACGGAGAUGCUCUGGUAGUGUCCGUCGAUGAGAAACCCCACAAAUUACUUCCCGAUGGUCUGCCACCUACACUAGAGCAACACAUUAAAGAACUUUCAGAGGCUGUCAAGAAAAUUGAAGGACAAAACAAGAUGGAGAUUUUGUCUUCAGAGCUCAACAGUGUUCUUCUAGAUGUGGAGGUGAACUCUAAACAGCUUAUUGGGAAAGUACGAUCCAGAAUCUUCUCAUACUUGGCAUCACAGAUGUCCUGCAGCAAAGGCACUCUGGUUAAAAGAGCCAAAAAACUCCACAGUCUCCAACAGGAUGAACAGCUGUGGGAGCUGCUGAAGAAGCUGGAGAAUGCGGUUGGCAGGUCCAUGCCAGAACAGAUCACCCGUUUCCAGAAUCACUGCCAAGCUCACUCUGAAGCCAGAGCUGCCAAACUCGAGGCUGAGAAAGAGAAGGCAAUUGAUGGUUCCGACGAGGAAGAAGAGGAGAGGAGUGGAAAACGAGUGUUUGGGCCUCGCAAGAGGUUCAGAUGGAAUGAAGAGAUCAGGGAGUUGCUCUUUGAGAUUGUGAAUUUGAAGAUGAUUAUUUAUGACUCGGAGUCGCCUGCAUGCUCUAGUUUGGAAGAGUAUCUGAAAGGAUUCCUAGAGGCUGAUAUUAAACCACUUUGGCCUAAAGGAUGGAUGCAAUCCAGGAUUCUGCUUAUAGAAACCCGAAAAGCACAUGGCCAUAUCACUGGUGUUGUGGCAAGAAAGAAGCCAAUGGGUACAACAAAACUAAAAAAGUUCAGUGCCACCCCUGAGGACAGUAAGAAUAACCCAGAAACUCAGGGCCCACCAGCACUGAAACGUAAGCGUCUGAGUGUACCUGCGAGCAUGCAACCUGAAGCCACGCUGAGCACCACUGCCAAAACGCCAUCAAACACACAAACCUCUACCCCCUUCUCCAUCCACCCAUCUAAUCGGAGUCACAAGGAAGGUAACAAGAUUGAGAACCAUCAUACCAGCACUCAGAGAAGUCUGGUGACCGCAGAGGGGGCUGGACCAAUCCAGAUGAUGUGGACCAAGUCUGCUAUGGAUUCCGAUUCAAAGUGGCUCCAGGCUGGAGAGAAGGCAGCUCCAAAACUGACGCUGGUGGCACCGCCAUCAGAUGGUGCUCAGGGUGACUGUCCAUCGGUGGUGCAGGGAGUGGCUAGGCUGCUCACUACCACCUCAGUGGGCGACACCCCUGUUUCUAUGGCAGCAGCAGCUGGUGAGAUCUCCUGUGGGAACCCAGCGCUUCCCACCCCUUCUCUAUCCCUCCUUCCGUCCUCCUACCCCACCACAGUACAACCUGGUGUCUUACCGAGCUUUGCCCCCCUGCAUGCUCUCCCAUUCCCUGGGCUCAGCCCUGGCACCAAACUCCCUGGACAGCCUCAGGCCUGCAAAGGAGCUGUUUUUCCUGGCCCAGCACCUGGAACUUUCCAGCAUGGUCUGGCACACGGUAACUCCAUGCUGUGCUCUAGCACAGUUCAUCUUCUGUCUGUCCCUGUUUCUUCUCCUGCUCCUCUUCUUUCUUUAACACCAUGGCUCUUUGGUUUAGAUGGAAGCCAGAUCCACACAGAUGGUCUAAAUGCUCGGAGAAAACUCCAUUAAUGGCCAUUAGAAUGAAACAAAAGCCAACUGUUACCUACAGCAAAAUUUGCCACUUUUCCUAAGAUCAUGAAGAUGGAGCUGAUAUGAUUGAACAUGGAUUUGAAUUCUAAUGGAAAGAGCAGAUUAGGAGACAUUUUGUUUGUAUAUUUUAGAAUCAAAACGUUGUUUGUUUGCAGUUAAAAAAAAUUGCACUGAUCAUGAAUGGGCAUAAGUAUUAUAAUGUAAUUAUUUUUUCACAGUAAUGAGAUUAUAAUUUGGAUGAUAUGACCAGCCAUGUGACCUCAGUGCAGUGAAAUGCACUUACUUUAAGGCAGAUGCUUGAGUGAAUUUGUCUGUUGUUACCUUUUUCAAUUGCCAUUUCUCUCUCUCAGAGGUGAUCUACAAGUGAGGAUCCAAAAUCCUAACCUAUUUAUGAAAUUAAAUGAACAACAAUGAAUUCCAGGUGGUGUGGGAUUCCACACUACAGCAUUAUUUCCAAGUACAUGUUUGCAAUGAAAAUAUAAAGCAACUCUGAAUCUGUUGUACUAGUCAAAGGCCGAGAUUGCACUUUGUCUUGUUUUGGUGGUGUUGUUGUUGGACUGGGUAAUUAAAAUGAUGCCAGUGUUAUGAUCUCAGGGCUGCUAAGUACAAUGGCUGAGUUAUUGAGUAAUGCUGCAAAAUAUGUAGAGAUAAAAGCACCUGCUUUUGUUUUUGAACAUACUGAAAAAUGACUUGAGGUAAAAUGUGGAAAAUAAAGUUUCCUAAAAUAUUCUAUUGUUAACAUUGUAUUGAGAAGGUGGGUCAGAUUAUUAUUAUUUUUUUAAUCUAGCAGAAAUUGUUUCAUCGGCUUUUUUCGCUAUAUUUUUGUACAUAUUAAUGUACAGUGAGCAUUAAUGUCAAGCCUCAUUUCAAGUCUAUGCAAAGUUGGAAAAAAAGUUCAGCAAAACUGGUGCGUGUUGUUUAAUGACCUCUUAUACGGUCUGUAUAUACGUGACCGCUGCUGAAGACACAAUGUGAGAUACUGAAGAACUUGUUUAAUACAGCUGUAGUUGGUUUUUACCACAUUAUUCCUUUUAAAUCAUAUUACUGCCAGUGAUGCAGUAUAUCUAAACGUUAACAUGUACAGCUGUUCUGUAAAUAACUAAACAAAAGUAAGUACUAUUAUUUGGCCUUUCUGGAACUAUCCACUAGCUGCAACAUUAUAACAAAAGAAACCUGAGAAAUUAUGACAACUUUAAAGAAAACUGAUACAUUGACCAAAGCAGAUGUUGGAUGCAUUUCCUCAAAUCUAAUUCGAUAAAUGAAUCCUUAAUCAAAUAUGUAGAUAUACUGAAGAUAUUUAACAAAAUUUGCUAUUUCAUUAAAGUAGUAUUUAAAUGCUAAUCUGGCAACUAUGACAAAUCAAGAUGUUUAGUUUGAAAUACUACUACAAUGUUAGCCUGGUUUAUCUUAAUAACCCACUAUGGAUGUUUUAGAAUAUAGGAUUUAAAUUUUGGAGUAAAAUAAGUUCUGUGGUUAGAAGUGAUGUGUUUGUUCAUUUUGGUUUGAUGUGAACAGUAACAGACUAACAGCAGGGUCACCAAAUCUGCCAAGGCAGCAUUACAGGUUACCGGAAUCCAUUACCCCACAAUAUUUUACACAAAAUGUCUUUAAUGUUAUCCAAAUUUACUGUGUUGUCUAACCUCCUCUGUUUUAUAUCCUAAAAAGUAUUUUGGUCUGAUGUGAACAACACCAGACAUGUACAGCAGGGUCACCAAAUCCGUCACACCCUUAUGUUUCACACAGAAAGGCUUUAAUGCCAUGCCAGACUCAUUCUCGCACAAAGAUUGAAUGAACAGCGACCUCUUAUCACAGAUUUGUCUAGGUCACUAAUGUUUGAACUUACAGUGUUAAUGGAGUUCAAGCUGCACCUUUGCUGUGUGGACUACAGAGAUUUGUGCACACAAAAGCACAAGAAGCUAUUGUUCUCCAAG
This is a messenger RNA of Sinocyclocheilus anshuiensis, 5029 nucleotides long. RefSeq names its product ubinuclein-1-like. The record is from RefSeq and is a predicted model, not a curated record. Gene Ontology annotation, biological process: chromatin organization. The transcript has 18 exons. Bases 459 to 3077 code for a protein of 872 amino acids. Gene Ontology annotation, cellular component: nucleus. Lineage: Eukaryota; Metazoa; Chordata; Actinopteri; Cypriniformes; Cyprinidae.